This is a messenger RNA of Fukomys damarensis (Damara mole-rat), 3281 nucleotides long. Its product is annotated as zinc finger protein 548-like. Gene Ontology annotation, molecular function: DNA-binding transcription factor activity; RNA polymerase II cis-regulatory region sequence-specific DNA binding. The record is from RefSeq and is a predicted model, not a curated record. NCBI's taxonomy places the organism in Eukaryota, Metazoa, Chordata, Mammalia, Rodentia, Bathyergidae. Bases 994 to 2583 code for a protein of 529 amino acids. Gene Ontology annotation, biological process: regulation of transcription by RNA polymerase II. The transcript has 5 exons.
GAUGUUUCUCUGGAAUGAAAGACGCAUUUUCACCCUUUCAGUGUAUUUCAGGGCAACCUAUCAUCCCUUCUUCUCAUUUCAUUGCCUGUAGUCUUCUGUCAUACACAUACUGAAGAUUAUUAGUGUUUUUUGUUAUUAUUUUAUUGUUGGUGCUGAGGAUCAAUCCUAGGGCCUCACUCAUGUUAAUCAUGUGCGCUGCCAGAAGGACGGUCCAAACCUCUGAAGCUUAGCUCUCUCUAUAUAUUUCAAAAGUAGCAGGACGAUGGACAGGUAACAUCUAUUAGGAGACCCUGAGUGCCUUCCCAAGGUGUAUGUAUCCCUUUAGAUGUGUGUGGCCUUUGAGAGCUCACCCUGCCUCACAGAGGCCGAAACCAUGGGUCUCUUAACAUUUCCGUGAAUAUCCUAAACGUCAGUCCAAGGAAAUGCGUGUACGUUGCCUUUAAGAGGAAGCUAGCCACCCUCUGGUCUUUGGAGCUCUGGAACGCCACUUCCCCGAUACCGCCCUGGCGCCCUAGGCCUUUCCGAACUAAGGAGUUAGGAGGCUGCGGAGCCCCUUCUGGAGCGGCGGGGAGACUUCGUUACCCAGAAGUCCCUGUGGUGCGCGAGACGACGACUGAGCCAAUGGGGGCUUUGGCGGGGUCGUUCAGGUGCCUGCGCUCCGUGAGGGGCGGGGCUUCCGGUGUCCUCCUGGAGCCAUCUUGGUUGUCCCGUGGUUUCUUAAAAUGUUAAGUUUAGGGAGUGUUUUGCUGUUACUGAAAUGACAGAGCGGAAGGCCAGGAGAAGCGGUUUGAUUCCCAGUGCCCAGAGGAGGGGAUGACGCUCAGCUGAGCCGGUCUGGCGACGGCAGUACCUUUACUCUUGUAUCCCCGCUCGGGUUCCCCCCUCGGGCUCGGUUGGCGGAAGCCGCACCCAUAAGCUUGGCGCAGCUCAUUAACCUAAGGACAUAUGAAACACUGAUGUAAAUACGAAUUAACCACUGUCCCAGGUCCACUGAUGAUGGCAGAAAUGGAUCCUACACAGGGCCGUGUAGUCUUUGAGGAUGUGGCCGUCUAUUUCUCCCAGGAGGAAUGGGGGCACCUCAGUGAGGCCCAGAGAUUGCUGUACUGUGACGUGAUGCUGGAAAACUUGGCACUUUUGUCUUCACUAGGUUGCUGGCAUGGACCUAAGGAUGAGGAGGCACCUUCUGAGCAAGGAAUUUCUGUAGGAGCAUCACAGGUUACCACUCCAAAGCUAGGGUCAACCACUGAGAAGACCCAGCCUAGGGAGACAUGUGACCCGCUCCUGAAAGAGAUUCUGCGCCUAGCUGAACACAGUAGAACACAAACUGAACAAAAGAUGUAUCUUUAUGAGGCAGACCUUUACCAGCCUCCUAAGCAGAAUCUUUCCGGAAGGGACAAUUGGAGAUUUUUGAAGAACCACUGUGUUCAUGUGGCAGAAAGAAUUUUCCCAAGCAAGGAGGGGUGGAAAGAAUCGCCAGCUACUUCGUGCCUUCUCCAGCACCAGGCCCCUUGCUGUGCGUGGAAGUCCAACAGGGAAACCAAGGGCAGGGAAGCCCUUCCAGCCAGACACAAUUACACAUGCAGUAAAUGUGGAAAAGCCUUCAGAUGUAAAUACUCACUUGUUGAGCAUGAGAAAACUCACACAGGAGAAAGGCCUUAUCAGUGUAGCAAAUGUGGGAAAUUCUUUAGGUAUAAUGCCAACUUCAUGAAACAUCAGAGUAUUCACAGUGGAGAAAGGACUUACGAGUGUAGAGAAUGUGGAAAAGCAUUUAUGUACAACUAUAGACUGAUGAGACAUGAGAGGGUUCACACUGGAGAAAGGCCUUAUGCGUGUGACAUUUGUGGGAAAUUCUUUAGGUACAGCUCUACCUUCUUUAGACAUCAGAGAGUUCACACAGGAGAAAGGCCUUAUGAGUGUAAUGUAUGUGGGAAAUUCUUUAUGGACAGUUCUACUCUCAUUAAACACCAAAGAGUUCACACUGGAGAAAGGCCUUAUAAGUGCAGUGAAUGUGGGAAGUUUUUUAGGUACAACUCCACUCUCAUUAGACAUCAGAGAAUUCACAGUGGAGAAAGGCCUUAUGAGUGCAGCAUAUGUGGGGAAUUCUUUAGGUACAGCUCCAACCUUGUUAAACAUUGGAGAAAUCACACUGGAGAAAGGCCUUACAAGUGCAGUGAGUGUGGGAAAUGCUUUAGGUACCACUGUAGGCUCAUUAGACAUCAUCGAGUUCACACUGGUGAGAGGCCUUAUGAGUGUAGUCAGUGUGGGAAAUUCUUCCGGUACAACUCCAACCUCAUUAAACAUUGGAGGAAUCAUACUGGAGAACGGCCUUAUGAGUGCAGGGAGUGUGGGAAAGCCUUUAGCCACAAACAUAUACUUGUUGAGCACCAGAAGAUCCAUACUGGAGAGAGACCUUAUGAAUGCAGUGAAUGCCAGAAGGCCUUCAUUCGAAAAUCCCACCUGGUUCAUCACCAGAAAAUCCAUAAUGAAGAGAGGCUGGUGUACUCUGUGAAUGUGAGGAAUUCUUUAGGUACAUCUGCAGCUUCAUUAAACAGAGAUUUUACCAUGGAAAAAAUUUACCAUUGACUUAACUGGACAGCAUUUUUUGAAUUUCCAUUUUACCUGCAGUUAAUCUCCGGAGCUUCUUAUCUUGCAGAAGUAAAACUAUCCCCCUUAAACAGGAAUGCCUCAUUUCCUUUCCCUAUUGGCCCUGACUACUGCUACUCUACUUUGUAACUAAGAGUUGGACACCUAUUGCUAUCUUACGGAUGAAGUCAUACAGUAUGCCUUUUCAUGACAGGCUUGCUUACUAUGUCUAAAGUUCAUUUAUGUGUAAUGUGUCAGAAAUCUAUUGCUUUUUUUUCAGUGAAAUAAUAUUCCAUGGUAUAUGUAUACCAUAUGUCUCUGGUUAAUGGAUACUUGGGUAGUUCAAACGCUACACAUUUGAGGCCAGCCUGGACUACAUAGUAAGUUCAAGGCCAGCCUUAACUACAUAGCAAGACCCUGUCUAAAAAUCAAAAACUUCAGCAGAGUACUAAUCAGUAUAUGCAUGCACUGAACCACCAGAGGACAAGUAAAAAAUCUACUGACGGAUUAGAUUUAACAAUUUCCAAGGCAUAUUCAGAGACCAGAAGAGUUCCGGGUCCAGUCAGUGUGAAGAGAAAAACUUAUAAUUCAGGAACUAUCAAGGAGAGAAUGUAAGCCGGGCGCAGUGGUGCAAGCCUUUAAUCCCAGCACUCGGGAGGCUGAGGCAGGAGGAUCGCUGUGAGUUCGAGACCAGCCUG